UUGACUGUUGAAUCUGGUUAUUUCUAGAGUUUUGGCUGUUGUUGUUCUGCCAUGUGCAUUUGUGUUUGCAGAAAAAUGACAGAAACCAUUUCAUGGGCUGGAAAUCAGGUCAUCUGUCCAAUCUGUCUAUAUCUACUGAAGGAACCAGUGGCCAUUUCCUGUGGACACAGUUAGGCUGCUGGGAUUAGGAUGAUCAGAAAAGAGUCUACAGCUGGAGAUGGGGAGUGUGACGUCUGUACUGCGGACAAAAACAAAGCCGUCAAGUCCUGUCUGGUGUGUCUGAACUCUUACUGUCAAAAUCACCUUAAAGAACAUGAUAGUUUCUUUAGAGAUGAGAGACACGGUAUGAUAGAUGCCGCUGGACAAGUGCAGGAGAUGAUCUGCCCUCAACAUAAAAAACCGUUGGAAUUUUUUUGUCGUACUGACCAGCAAUGUAUAUGUUAUCUGUGUGUGAUGGACAAGCACAAAAACCAUCAUACUGUAUCAGCUGCAGCCGAGAGGACUGAGAAACAGAUACAUUUCCGUGAUGAAAUUCAGAUUCAGAAGUUGAAAGGAGCUUCAAGUUCUGAUUCUGACCUGAGUUUCAGGUCUCACAUUUUCCCUUUUGGACCACACUCACCAAGCAUCACUGUCAGUUAUCCUCGAUCCUUUGAUGAUACACAAAAAUCCGUCUCUCAGCUGAAAGAGAAACUAGAUAGAGGGCAGAAAAAGAAGAUACAUGGAAGAGAAUGGAGUGACACUAUUCUUCAUUAUAAAGCAUCAGUCAUUGAUAAAUGUAAGGUUGCGACAGAGUAUAAUCUUCCAUAUGAUGAACGUGUUGAUCUGGCCACCCGUUAUACUGAACCAGUGAUCAUUCAGAGGAGCAAAGGGCAAACUGAGAAAUACUAUUGUGAUCAUGUGAGGCCUGUGGAUGCUUCAUCUCAUCUGUUGUCAAAUGACAAGAAUCACAGCAUCAGAAUAGACCAGCUGUUCAGUCCCGACAGUGAUGGAAACACACCGAAAACUGUGAUUCUCAGUGGAGAUUCUGGAAGUGGGAAAUCCUUCAUGCUACAGAAGAUCAUGUUGGACUGGGCUUCUGGAGAACUUUACUCUGAAAACUUUGAUGUAGUUUUUCUGUUGAAGUGUGAAGAGCUGAAGUGUAUUUCUGAGGAGAUGAACUUGUUUGGGCUCUUGAACUGGAGUUGCAGAUCCAUAUAUCAGAUCAAUAUCAGAUUAAUAUCAGAUCAAAUCUCACAGAUACUACAUUUAACACCAGAGAAAGUACUCAUCCUCAUUGAUGGAAUUGAUGAGUAUGUAAAUCAUCCCCCCAGUCAUUCGAUGUUUCUACUCACUAAUUCAUCCGAUAGAGCCCAACCUAUGGACAUUCUUAGGAGUCUGUUAAAGGGAAUCUUCCUGCCUGAGUCAUUCUUGCUUGUCACCACAAGAUCUAUAGCUGCUGAUGCACUGAUGAAUCUCUUCAAGGGACCUCUGCGUUUCACUGAGAUUAUGGGCUUCUCUGAGAGAGGGGUGCAGGAGUACUUCCAGAAGUUCUUUCAGGAUGAGCAACUCUUCAGCAAAACAUAUGAGAGUCUAAAAGCGAAUGAAAGCCUUCUGACUGCCUGCUCUGUGCCUUUGCUGUGUUGGAUGGUCUGUUUUUGUCUGAAGAAACACUUAACCGAUGACGAUCGUGUGAUGAGAGAACUAAAGACAACCACCUCCAUAUAUGUGCUCUUUGUGUCCACUCUACUAGAGCAUCAUGGUCACAGUCAGUCUGUCCUCACCAUGCUGAGGAGUCUGGGUCAGCGGGCAGAGGAAGGGAUGAAGAAGCGAGAAGGUCUUUUUGUAGAGAAGAGUGUGACUGCAGCUGGCUUAGAUCCAGCUACUAGCGUGUUCUUGUGUAAAGAUAGUUUGAAAAGAAAUAACAGACAGGUGCCAGUAUUCAAGUUUGUGCAUCUAAGCUUUCAGGAGUUCUUCACAGGACUUUUUUAUGUUUUACUGGAUGAAAAAGAGUCCUGGGGGAAAGUCAGAGAGCUGUUGAGAUCGCUGAAAUCGAAGGGUAUAAUCAGUGGGCCAUGUCCAGAAAGGAGAUCAAAUCCUGUCCCUUCAGUCAUGAUGUUUCUCUGUGGUCUCUUAAAUGAGAAAGCGAGCAGCUCACUCUUUGAAAUGAUCAAGUGGACUGUUCCUCACACCAUAAAACUGAAGACAGACUUGCUGGAAAGUGUUCUUACAGUGAGAAGACAGCAUGGAUGUGAACUGUUUGCUCUUCGCUGUCUGUAUGAGCUCCAGGAUGAGGAGUUUGUGAGGAGAGCUUUAGGAGAUUGGGUAUCCAUGAAUCUGUCCAAAGUUUCCCUGAGGAGCACAGACUGUUGGGUGCUGCUGUACUGUCUUCAGUGCUGUCCACACAUCAGAUACCUGAACCUCAUGUACUGUGAUUUAACAGCUGAGAAACUCAAGAUUCUUCAACCAGCAUUCUGUAUGUGUGAGACUCUGAGACUUCAUGAGGAUGGGAACAGUGCAGAGAGUCCCAGAUGGUCACUUAACCUGUCAGUGACUCGUGGAGAUGUUUUGUUGACUUUCAGCUCCUCAUUUCUAGCAGUCUUAAACAUCAGUCUUACAUGUCCACAAUCAGAGAUAUCCAGCACUGACUGGACACUCUUCUUACAGAGACUCAGCAAGACAGGAAAAGUAGCAGAAGACUCUUCAGCUAUGGACGAGCUUGUCAGUUUGCUGCUGUCUUCAUUUCACUCUGUGGGUUUGAAGACACUGCAUCUGGAUUUGGUCAGUCUGAAUAAGAGCUGGGCUUCUGGGAUCAUUUCCCUCGUCCAGACCUGCAGCAGUCUACAGCAGCUCAGUGUCAGUGUCACUGGAUUGCUUUUGGAGGAGGGACUCGUGUUACUGAAGAAAUCACUGACAGAUCCACACUGCACUGUGAUCAUUGAAGGGAAGAAGUGCAGUAAACCAACUGACCAGUGCAAAGUACAGGACUGGAGACACAGUUGCAAUGAGAAAGUGAAGAUUCACUUCAAACCAAAAGUUUUGGAAGAGCUGGAAGAGCUGAACAUCUCUGAACCGUCUGGACUGAAUCUUCACCCGCUCCCAGUGUGUCAGUCUUGUGUUCACAUUGGUGAUUCUGAUCAGUGGGUUCAGGUGGAGCCGUCAGUCUGUACAGAUGAAGGAGGGUCAGAGUUCAGGAUCAGCACGCCGGCGGGUCGAUUCGAGUGCAGCAGGACCAGAAUGCGAUGGGUCUGUGCUGGUGACGUCACUCUCCAGUACCGUGCAGUGGAUGGACGUUUCCUCAGAGCAGAGCUGGAGAGACUUCAGCGUGAGAGAAUUGGACCUGUGAUUGAUGUGACAAUGAUCUCAGGGAAACUGGAGGAGGCCCAUCUGCCUCAUUACGCCUGUUUAGCAGAGUCCGACCUCUCUGUUGAAGAUGCUGUAAUAGGACUCGGCGUUAAAGAUGAGGUAGCAAUCUUGGAAUCAGUGCAGCUGACUCGUUUUCAUGCCAAAAUAAUCCAACCAUCCUUUUGGCCUACCACAGUGAUUAAAGAAAAAGACAUCCCUGUUGAACAGCAUUUAGAUCUUAUCAUCUUCAUGACAAACGAAGAUCCUCUUAUUCUCCAUGUCUACUUUUUUCCACUGUUUGAUACUUUUUCAAAAGAAAAAAUUAAGCAGGAAGAAACAGCAAAUAAUCCUAUCGUCCUUGAGAUUGACCACCACAGGUCUAGCAUGAAAAUUCAGAUGGACACACCACACAUUCUUGAAGUAUCCGGUGCCAGUGUACUUCCCGAAGAGGGGAUUAUAUUUUUAAGUAAUAUUCACCCAAACUUCUUCAAGAUCAAGCCAAACGUAGAUGAGGAUGUACAGAUGACUGUCAUCAGACAGCAGGAUGAAAUGUUUGUGUGGAAAACAAUCAUUUGGAAAGGCAAACUUGAUGAGAAAAAAAAAGAAAUGAGAGAUUUAAUGCUCAGGUUGUCCACAAAAAUGAGCAAGCACAACCCAGAAGGAGAGAAGCGGAAGCCACGCAAAGGCGUUGUUAGCAGAAAAAGUAGACCUCUUGAUCCUCCUCCCCUGGUACCAGUGGGCAGGGCUCGUGUAAUGAAGGUGAAGGUUGGGAAUCUAAGACGUAGUGCCAUAAACCGUACCAGAGGCCCGAAAACCCGACAGACGCCCUCGCGAGCCAGACAUAACAAGUGGCUUCAAAAGAUUCACCAGUAUAAAGCAUCAGUGACUGACAAGUUUAAGUUUGUGGCAGAGUAUAAUCUUCCAUCUGAUGAGCGUGUUGAUCUGGCCACCCGUUAUACUGAACCAGUGAUCAUUCAGAGGAGCAAAGAGCAAACUGAGAAAUACUAUCGUGAUCAUGUGAGGUCUGUGGAUGCUUCAUCUCAACUGUUAUCAAAUGACAAGAAUCACAGCAUCAGAAUAGACCAGCUGUUCAGUCCCGACAGUGAUGGAAACACACCGAAAACUGUGAUUCUCAGUGGAGAUUCUGGAAGAGGGAAAUCCUUCAUGCUACAGAAGAUCAUGUUGGACUGGGCUUCUGGAGAACUUUACUCUGAAAACUUUGAUGUAGUUUUUCUGUUGAAGUGUGAAGAGCUGAAGUGUGCUGUUUGGAUGAUGAACUUGUUUGGGCUCUUGAGCUGGAGUUGCAGUUUAACAUCAGAUCAGAUCUCACAGAUACUAGAGUUAAAACCAGAGAAAGUCCUCAUCCUCAUUGAUGGAAUAGAUGAGUUGUCAUUUGAUCCACACAUUCAAAUAUUAUUACCUACUAAUCCAUUGCAGAAAGCCCUACCAAUGGACACUCUUAGGAGUCUGCUGAAUGGACUGAUUCUGCCUGAGUCUUUCCUGCUGGUUAUCACCAGAUCAGCUGCAGAUACAGAAAUUAAUCUCCUCAAGGGACCUCUGCAAAUUAAUCUCCUCAAGGGACCUCUGCGUUUCACUGAGAUUAUGGGCUUCUCUGAGAGAGGGGUGCAGGAGUACUUCCAGAAGUUCUUUCAGGAUGAGCAACUCUUCAGCAAAACAUAUGAGAGUCUAAAAGCGAAUGAAAGCCUUCUGACUGCCUGCUCUGUGCCUUUGCUGUGUUGGAUGGUCUGUUUUUGUCUGAAGAAACACUUAACCGAUGACGAUCGUGUGAUGAGAGAACUAAAGACAACCACCUCCAUAUAUGUGCUCUUUGUGUCCACUCUACUAGAGCAUCAUGGUCACAGUCAGUCUGUCCUUUCCACGCUGAAGAGUCUGGGUCUGCUGGCAGAGGAAGGGAUGAAGAAGCAGCAGGCCUUUCUUGAUGAAAAGUGUGUAGCCAAGACUGGCUUAGAUCCAGCUAUUAGUAUGUUCUUGUAUAAAGAUAGUUUGAAAAGAAAAAACAGACAGGUGCCAGUAUUCAAGUUUAUGCAUUUUAGCUUUCAGGAGUUCUUCACAGGACUUUUUUAUGUUUUACUGGAUGAAAACCAGUCCUGGGGGAAAGUCAGAGAGCUGUUGAGAUCGCUGAAAUCGAAGGGUAUAAUCAGUAGGCCAUGUCCAGAAAGAAGAUCAAAUCCUGUCCCUUCAGUCAUGAUGUUUCUCUGUGGUCUCUUAAAUGAGAAAGCGAGCAGCUCACUCUUUGAAAUGAUCAAGUGGACUGUUCCUCACACCAUAAAACUGAAGACAGACUUGCUGGAAAGUGUUCUUACAGUGAGAAGACAGCAUGGAUGUGAACUGUUUGCUCUUCGCUGUCUGUAUGAGCUCCAGGAUGAGGAGUUUGUGAGGAGAGCUUUAGGAGAUUGGGUAUCCAUGAAUCUGUCCAAAGUUUCCCUGAGGAGCACAGACUGUUGGGUGCUGCUGUACUGUCUUCAGUGCUGUCCACACAUCAGAUACCUGAACCUCAUGUACUGUGAUUUAACAGCUGAGAAACUCAAGAUUCUUCAGCCAGCACUCUGUAUGUGUGAGACUCUGAGGUUAUCAGUGGAGCACCUGUCAGAAGUCGGAGGCUUUAUCCAGAUUCUUUGUGAAUUAAAAAUCUUAAAAGAACUGAAAGUUCAGGAGGAUGAAUACAGUGCAGAGAGUCCCAGAUUGUCACUUGACCUGUCAGUCACUCAUGGAGAUGUUUUUUUGUCUUUGAACUCCUCUGAGAAGAAUCCGUCAUUUCCAGCAGUCUUAAACAUCAGUCUUACAUGUCCACAAUCAGAGAUAUCCAGCACUGACUGGACACUCUUCUUACAGAGACUCAGCAAGACAGGAAAAGUAGCAGAAGACUCUUCAGCUCUUGAUGAGCAUGUCAGUUUGCUGCUGUCUUCAUUUCACUCUGUGGGUUUGAAGACACUGCAUCUGAAGGUGGUCAGUCUGAAUGAGAGCUGGGCUUCUCAGAUAAUUUCCCUCGUCCAGACCUGCACCAGCCUACAGCAGUUUAGUGUCAGUGUCACUGGUUUGCUGCUGGAGAAGGGACUCGAGUUACUGUAUGAAUCACUGAAGGAUCCAAACUGCACUGUGAUCAUUGAAGGGAGGAAGUGCAGUAAACCCACUGACCAGUGCAAAGAACAGGACUGGAGUCACAGCUGUAACGAGAAAGUGAAGAUUCAAUUCAAACCAAACAUUUUGAAAGAGCUGGAAGAGCUGAACAUCUCUGAACCGUCUGGACUGAAUCUUCACCCGCUCCCAGUGUGUCAGUCUUGUGUUCACAUUGGUGAUUCUGAUCAGUGGGUUCAGGUGGAGCCGUCAGUCUGUACAGAAUCAGAUGAAGGAGGGUCAGAGUUCAGGAUCAGCACUCCGGCGGGUCGAUUCGAGUGCAGCAGGACCAGAAUGCGAUGGGUCUGUGCUGGUGACGUCACUCUCCAGUACCGUGCAGUGGAUGGACGUUUCCUCAGAGCAGAGCUGGAGAAACUUCAGUGUGAGAGAAUUGGACCUGUGAUUGAUGUGACAGUGAUCUCAGGGAAACUGGAGGAGGCCCAUCUGCCUCAUUACGCCUGUUUAGCAGAGUCAGACCCCUCUCUUAAAUAUUAUAUAAAGGUCCUCAGUGUUGAAGAAGAGGGAAUAUCCUUUGAAUCAGUGGAGUUGACUCGUUUUCAUGCCAAAAUACUCCAACCAUCUUUUUCUCCAAAAACAGUGCUUAUAAAACUAAGGAUAUCAGUGAAAGUGCACUGUGAUCUACUGAUCUUCAUGACACAAAAGAACCCCAUCAUUCUCCAUGUGUAUUUCUUCCCAUCAGAUUUACUUUUUAAAGAAAAAAUUAAAAGUGAGGAAAAAUCGAGUCAACCAGUCAAAUGUCCAAGACCUGAAACCCCACUGCGGAUGAUGAAACAACACAGUCUUGAGGUUCCUGGAGCUUCUGUCCAACCCGAAGCAAUCAAACUAAGAGGUGACAUCGAGCCAAACUUCUUCAAGGUCAAACAUCCUGUGGUCAAUGACAUCAAUAUGACUCUCAGCCGAGUGGAUGAUCAGAAAUCAGUUUGGACUGCAACAAUUUGGAAAGAAGAAUUAGCCGAAACAAUUGCAAGCAAAGUCGAGUCUAGUUUGUUCCAACAUGGAGAAAUACAAACAAAACCACAAGGGUCUAUCAACUUUGAUAAAGUUAGUUUUUUUGAUAGAAAUUGGUGUGCUCUUAUUAAAAGUGUUAAGAAUGUGAACGGCAUUGCAGACAAACUGCUUCAGAAGCAGGUCAUUAAUGAAGAAAUGUAUUCUAAAAUCACACAUCCGACUUCAACUAAAGAAGAAAGCAUGAGAGAGAUCUGCAGCAAAGUGCGUAAAAGCAGUGUCACUGUGAAAAAUCUCUUCAUCGCUAUCGUUCAGGAAGAGGAGCCCAGCCUUUUAAAUGAUUUGCAUUUAUUGGACUUUCAGCUUUAAAAGGUUAAAAUGAUUUAAACCCACAAGUGCAGAGAGAAAUGUGUUUAUAUGUUUUUAUA
Sinocyclocheilus rhinocerous is the source of this 7850-nucleotide messenger RNA. RefSeq lists its product as uncharacterized. Gene Ontology annotation, biological process: regulation of apoptotic process. Bases 190 to 7791 code for a protein of 2533 amino acids. Gene Ontology annotation, molecular function: ATP hydrolysis activity; zinc ion binding. Gene Ontology annotation, cellular component: cytoplasm. The transcript has 21 exons. The record is from RefSeq and is a predicted model, not a curated record. NCBI's taxonomy places the organism in Eukaryota, Metazoa, Chordata, Actinopteri, Cypriniformes, Cyprinidae.